AUGGACUUUCGCUCGAAGCCAGCAGAGAAAGCAGUGCCAUCUGGCUUUCCACAAGGCAGAUUGCUUCAUGCGCUCCCAGCAACGGCCACACAUUCAUAUAAAGCAAGGGAUUCACUGGAGCUGACUCUCACUCGCAAUCAGAGUUUACGCAUUCUUGAGGCCAAGGGCGAUUGGUGGUAUAUUGCACGCACAACGGCCGGCGACGAAGGAUGGGUUCCCAGCUCGUACAUCAAACUCCUCGCAACACCGCAGUCGCUCGAAACACACACGUUCUAUCUUGCUUGGUCGCAAAGCGUUGCAGAAGCCAUUCUCGGCGGCUCAAAGAGCUCUAAGGGACAUCGACUGGACGCUUGCUCGUUCCCUUGGCUCCCCCCGGAAAUAUGCACAUGUGAAGAGCCGAGCUGUCGUCUCCGCAAGCAGGAGCAGAGACCGGGAGCUUGCGCCCACGAUGUGGAGAGUCUGAUGAAGGGCGUCGGCGGAACGAGAUAUGGUGCGGGGUGGUUGUGGAGGCAGAGCCUGAUGUGGCAUCCUGACAGGUUUAUCAAAAAGUUCAGCGACGAAUUCGUAGUCGAUGGAAUGAGAGCCGUGGCGGAGAUGUUUACGAUUUUGACGGAGUUGAGUCUACAGGAAAGGGAGAGGGAGAGGAAGGAAAAGGAGAAGGUGGAGUUGGGAAUUUGA
Messenger RNA from Verruconis gallopava, 678 nucleotides. RefSeq lists its product as uncharacterized. Bases 1 to 678 code for a protein of 225 amino acids. NCBI's taxonomy places the organism in Eukaryota, Fungi, Ascomycota, Dothideomycetes, Venturiales, Sympoventuriaceae. The transcript has 2 exons. Gene Ontology annotation, molecular function: protein binding. The record is from RefSeq and is a predicted model, not a curated record.